This is a messenger RNA of Magnolia sinica, 3932 nucleotides long. RefSeq names its product putative ABC transporter B family member 8. Gene Ontology annotation, biological process: transmembrane transport. The transcript has 9 exons. Lineage: Eukaryota; Viridiplantae; Streptophyta; Magnoliopsida; Magnoliales; Magnoliaceae. The coding region runs from base 67 to 3795 and encodes 1242 amino acids. The record is from RefSeq and is a predicted model, not a curated record. Gene Ontology annotation, molecular function: ABC-type transporter activity; ATP binding; ATP hydrolysis activity. Gene Ontology annotation, cellular component: membrane.
GCAUGCGUUUUAUUCCAUCUUGGUUGUUUUCUUUGGUUUGUUUUUGCUGCAAUUCCAGCUACCAUAAUGGGAAAAAUGAGUCCUUGGAAGAAAGGGAAUGAGUCUGAGAAAGGAGAGAUGGGGAGGAAAGAGAAGAAAUCAAUGGCUCUGAUAUUCAGAUAUGCUGAUUGGCUUGAUGUUUUGCUGAUGUUAUUGGGUACUGUAGGAGCAAUUGGAGAUGGGUUGUCCACCAACUGUCUGUUGCUCUUUGCAAGCAGGAUAAUGAAUAGCUUGGGGUAUGGUAACACCACAGGAAAUCAUGAAAAAUUCAUGGAUGAGGUUGAAAAGUGUGCUCUUUAUUUUGUGUACUUGGGAUUGGCAGUCUUGGUGGUGGCUUUUAUGGAAGGGUAUUGUUGGAGUAGAACCAGUGAAAGGCAGGUACUGAGGAUUCGCUACAAAUAUCUGGAAGCUGUUCUUAGACAGGAAGUUGGGUUCUUUGAUUCCCAAGAAGCAACCACUUCUGAGAUUAUCCACAGCAUAUCCAAAGACACUUCACUUAUACAAGAGCUUCUUAGUGAGAAGGUGCCUCUCUUUUUAAUGCAUUCAACAGUAUUCUUCUCAGGACUAGCAUUCUCCUCUUACUUCUCAUGGAGACUAUCUUUGGUAGCAUUUCCAUUGCUGGCUUUACUGAUAAUACCUGGUCUAAUCUAUGGGAAAUACCUACUCUAUCUUUCCAAGAAGUCCCGCCAAGAAUACAGCAAGGCAAACACUAUAGUAGAGCAAGCACUAAGCUCAAUCAAGACCGUCUAUUCAUUCACUGCAGAGAAGAGUAUUGUAGAGAGAUAUUCAGCCAUAUUGGAUAGAACUGUCAAGCUGGGCCUCAAGCAAGGUCUUGCAAAAGGGCUGGCAGUUGGAAGUACUGGGCUUUCUUUUGCAAUAUGGGCUUUUCUGGCUUGGUAUGGGAGUAGACUGGUCAUGUAUAAAGGAGAGAGUGGUGGGAGGAUUUAUGCGGCUGGGAUUUCCUUCAUCUUGGGUGGCCUAUCACUGGGAGUAGCUCUUCCUGACCUCAAGUACUUCACAGAAGCAUCCAUUGCAGCAACCCGAAUCUUUGAAAAGAUCGACCGGGUCCCCAUGAUCGACGGUGAAGAUACCAAAGGCCUAGUCCUGGACGAGAUUCGCGGCGAGCUUGAGUUCGAGCAUGUCAAGUUCACAUACCCAUCACGACCCGAUUCGAUCAUCUUGAAAGAUUUCAAUCUCACCGUGGGUGCAGGGAAGACGGUAGCAUUUGUUGGGUCGAGCGGUAGCGGGAAGUCAACCGCGAUCGCACUGGUGCAACGGUUCUAUGAUGCGGAUGAAGGGGUGGUGAGAAUAGACAGUGUGGAUAUAAAGAAGCUGCAACUUAAGUGGCUUAGAGGGAAGAUGGGCCUCGUUAGCCAAGAACAUGGACUUUUUGGGACGUCUAUCAAGGAGAAUAUCAUGUUCGGGAAGCCAGAUGCUACCAUGGAUGAAGUGUUCGCAGCGGCUAUGACUGCAAAUGCUCACAACUUCAUAAGGCAGCUUCCCGAAGGCUACGAGACUAAGGUAGGAGAGCGGGGAGCACUUCUAUCAGGAGGGCAGAAGCAAAGGAUUGCAAUUGCGAGGGCUAUAAUAAAGAACCCAGCCAUUCUUCUCCUCGACGAAGCCACCAGCGCCCUUGACUCCGAGUCUGAAAAGCUGGUCCAAAAUGCUCUCGACCAGGCUUCCCUCGGAAGAACUACUCUGGUGGUAGCGCAUAAGCUUGCAACAGUAAGAAAUGCAGACCAGAUCGCAGUCAUCAAUGAUGGCCGGAUCAUUGAAAUUGGCUCCCACAACGAUCUGAUCCUUCGACAAAAUGGCCACUAUGCACGGCUAGCGAAACUACAGAGGCAAUUCAGCUGUGAUGAUCAAGAUUCCAUGAUGGAAUCACAUGCGACUUCCGUCGCAAGAAGCAGUGCGAGCAGACUGAGCAUUGCCAAAUCAAGCCCUGGUUCCUUCAUCUCAGCAUUCCCUGAAGAAAACCCAGAUCCCAUCUCUCAUCCCCCUCCAUCUUUCCGCCGCCUUCUCUCAUUGAAUUCACCUGAAUGGAAGCAAGCUCUAAUGGGUAGCUUCUCUGCGGUUGUCUUCGGUGCCAUCCAACCCAUUUAUGCGAUCACCGUCGGCGGUGUGAUCGCAGCCUACUUCCUCCCAAGCCACAGCGAAGUGCGGUCCCACAUCCGCAGCUAUUCCUUAAUCUUCUUCUCACUCUCAAUCCUCUCCAUCAUCGUCAACCUCUCACAGCACUACAAUUUUGCCUACAUGGGAGAGCGCCUAACAAGAAGAAUCAGACUAAGGAUGCUCGAGAAGAUCCUAACGUUCGAGACCGCAUGGUUCGAUGAAGAGCAAAACUCGAGUGGUGCACUGUGCUCUAGGCUAAGCAAUGAGGCUUCAAUGGUGAAAUCACUUGUUGCAGAUAGGGUCUCAUUGCUUGUGCAAACCUCAUCUGCUGUGAUAAUCGCAAUGGUGAUGGGCCUCAUCGUGGCAUGGAAGCUCGCUCUAGUCAUGAUCGCCGUCCAACCGCUAACGAUCCUAUGCUUCUACACUCGAAAGGUUCUACUCUCAGGCCUUUCUAUAAACUUCAUCAAGGCGCAGAGCCAGAGCACCCAGAUUGCAGUCGAGGCCGUGUGUAAUCAUCGGAUCGUUACAUCAUUUGGAUGCAUAGAGAAGUUGCUCCAUCUUUUUGAUGAGGCUCAAGAGGAUGCAAGGAAGGCAGCAUCGAAGAAAUCAUGGCUGGCAGGGAUAGGCAUGGGAUCAGCCCAGUGCUUGACAUUCAUGUGUUGGGCAUUGGACUUUUGGUAUGGAGGGAAAUUGGUCGAAUCCGGCCAGAUAUCAGCGGGUGCCGUCUUCAAGACAUUCUUCAUCUUGGUGAGUACUGGGAAGGUUAUAGCAGAUGCUGGAAGCAUGACAUCCGAUCUAGCCAAGGGUGCGACUGCUGUGGCGUCGGUGUUUGAGGUGCUAGAUAGGCAAUCCUUGAUUACAGGAUCUUACCAGGCUAGCGACAACGGGGCUGGGGGCACCAAGCUACAAAAGAUAUGUGGGAGGAUAGAGAUCAAGAAGGUGGAUUUUGCAUACCCAACCCGGCCACAGAGCCUAGUGCUGAAUGGGUUCUGCUUGGAGGUGAAGGAGGGCACAAGUGUGGGUCUGGUGGGCCGGAGUGGGUGCGGUAAGUCGACGGUGAUAGGCUUGAUCCUGAGGUUCUAUGAUGCUGAGAAGGGAGUGGUGAAGAUAGAUGGGAUUGAUAUAAGGGAAUUGGAUAUAGGAUGGUAUCGGAGGCACACCGCGCUUGUUAGCCAAGAGCCGGUGAUAUUUUCAGGCACCAUACGUGACAACAUUGUAUUUGGGAAGCCAGAAGCAUGUGAGAAUGAGGUGGUGGAAGCUGCCAGAGCUGCUAACGCGCAUGACUUCAUAUCAUCGCUUAAGGACGGCUAUGAUACGGAAUGCGGUGAAAGAGGAGUGCAGUUAUCUGGGGGCCAGAAACAGCGGAUCGCAAUCGCCAGAGCUAUCAUAAGGAAUCCGACGGUUCUCUUGCUAGAUGAAGCGACAAGUGCACUGGACGUGCAAUCUGAACAAGUAGUGCAGGAAGCCCUUGAUAGGAUAAUGGUGGGGCGAACCACCAUUGUGGUGGCCCACCGUCUCAACACCAUUAAGAAGCUGGAUUCGAUCGCAUUCGUUGCAGAAGGAAGGAUUAUGGAGCAAGGGACCUAUGCACAACUCAAGAGCAAGCGAGGGGCCUUCUUUAACCUUGCUAAACUUCAAUCAUGAAAGUUCAUAUUGUAACAUAAAAAUGAGUGUAUUAUGUGUAGUAUUUUAGCUAAAUAGUAACGAUAGAAACCCCAUAUUUAAUAAUUCAGGUUGAGAAUGGAUGCUCUAAGAGGCAUAAGGAAGGUUUUGAGAGACAA